UCUAGGGGCGUUGAGUCAGAUCUGUUUCUCCAUUGUACUCUAUUGAAAUUGAAUUGAAGAGAAGAGAAAGCACGGCCAUCUACCUAAUGACAACGACAAAUUCCUUCUUUUAAGGAGGCCAAUGAUCUUUAACUACAAACUGAGCCGGGUUUGAUGCGCCAUGUUCCUGUCCAACAGCUUUUAGCAAGGCGAGGAGGAGACAAAUGGAAGAUAGGAGCCAUGGCUUGGCACUGGGGGUGAGCUUCCUCCUACUCCUCAUCGUCACCGUUGUCACCGCGCAGAGCGAGAAGAACAAGACCACCGUGGUGAGCCAUCUCCCUGGCUUCCAUGGCCCCCUUCCCUUCUCACUGGAAACAGGCUAUGUGCAAGUGGACGACCGCAAUGGCGUCCGCCUCUUCUACUACUUCGUUCAGUCGGAGAGGAGCCCGGCGGAGGAUCCCGUCUUGCUCUGGCUCACCGGCGGCCCGGGGUGCUCCGCCUUCUCCGGCCUUGCCUACGAGAUCGGCCCUCUCCGCUUUCAGCCUGAUUCCUACACCGGUGGUCUGCCAGAGCUGGUGUACAGACAAGAUUCUUGGACCAAGGCUAGUAACUUCUUUCAGCCACCCAUCUAGGACUUUAUUCGAUCACUAAUUAAUCAUGUAAGUACAAUUGCAGCUUCUAAUUAUGCUUCUGUCUAACCACCACUAGGUUGCCAAUGUAAUCUUUCUGUCUAAUUAUACAUGUCAUUCACGC
Molecule: messenger RNA, 732 nt
Organism: Triticum dicoccoides
Lineage: Eukaryota; Viridiplantae; Streptophyta; Magnoliopsida; Poales; Poaceae
Product: serine carboxypeptidase-like 3
Exons: 2
Coding region: 204-611 (135 amino acids)
Biological process (GO): proteolysis; secondary metabolic process
Molecular function (GO): serine-type carboxypeptidase activity; acyltransferase activity, transferring groups other than amino-acyl groups
Source: RefSeq, a predicted model, not a curated record